Scheffersomyces amazonensis is the source of this 1068-nucleotide messenger RNA. RefSeq lists its product as uncharacterized. Lineage: Eukaryota; Fungi; Ascomycota; Pichiomycetes; Serinales; Debaryomycetaceae. The record is from RefSeq and is a predicted model, not a curated record. The transcript is spliced from 2 exons. Bases 1 to 1068 code for a protein of 355 amino acids.
AUGGAAAGACUACGAGAUCUUGAUUCCAAACCAUUAAUACCUUUAGGUCGUUCAAAACGAACUCUGGUGUUUUUGAAAGGAAAUACAAUAUUUAACUUCAAAGACCAGUCAGUAAAGAAGAAGAAAAAGACAAUUCACAUUUAUGGAGAUGAUGGUUCAAUAAUAAAACCAAGACCAUAUAUCAAGAAAUCAUCUGUUUUACAAAAGGUAAAUACCAACAUAAGUAAAGAAAUAAAUUUGAAGAACUCAGAACUGCAGUAUGUUGAAACUACAAUACAACUAUCAGAACGUAUACCCGACCAAAAAGAAGUUAUAACUCCGAUUCAUACAAAAGUUUUGGGGAACCAAACCGAUUCCACAAGUCCAACUGAUUCAGGAAGUAUUGCAGAUAGCGAAGAAGAAGUUGAGGCAUUGACAUCUUCACGAAGUUCUACUUUCCAACUUCAUAAUCCCGAAGACGUUGCCAUCAAUAACGAGUCAGUGCUGCCGGGAGAGGUUGAAGAUCAUUAUCAUGAAGAAAAUGAUCAUGUUGAAUAUUUUGAUGAAGACUCAGCAGAGAGAGUCAAUUGCUCUCAACUGCCUACAUAUCAUGUCGACGAAGAACUUGAUUUUAUGCAUGAAGGAAUUACUCAAGAGAAUAUGAAAAUUGGAGAUAACAUUGAAACCUUUGAUAGUGUAGGACAAAUCGAAGAGAAUAUUUACGCAGAAGAAAUCGAAGAAGUGGAGUUAAUUUCAGAAGAUGAAGAUCACGAAGAACACGAAGAACACGAACAACAUGAAGAACUUGAAGAAAAUGAAGAUGAUAAUCUGGUAGUUCUUGUAGGAGCAAAAGAACAAGAAAUGAUUGAAGAUGAUACAUUAAAAGUCCAAGAUACGAUCAAGAAUGAUCCUACAAAUAAAGAAGAUGAACCUGGAGAACAUAUUUCCAGUAUUGUCAGUAAACCUUUAAUAGAAACUAAUGUUACUACUACUACUACUACACAUUCUCCCAAAAUAACUACAGCUGUUGAACAAAAUAAUAAUUACAAUAAACGUCAUCGUAUUAGUUCACAGAAAGAGUUAAAGUAG